Molecule: messenger RNA, 1581 nt
Organism: Daphnia carinata
Lineage: Eukaryota; Metazoa; Arthropoda; Branchiopoda; Diplostraca; Daphniidae
Product: putative GTP-binding protein 6
Exons: 8
Coding region: 1-1524 (507 amino acids)
Cellular component (GO): cytoplasm
Molecular function (GO): ribosome binding; GTP binding
Source: RefSeq, a predicted model, not a curated record
AUGACACCAAAUCUAAUUAGAUGUGGAAGUGUGAUUUUUCGAAUGACAAGAUAUACUUCAAACCAUAAUUUAAGGGCAUUGCUUCAAAGUCCAAGACGUACUUCAUUAUUUGUCAGAUCUUUUACUGGAGAUAAAAUACCUGAAGAUGAUUAUUUCAAACUGGAACUUUGUUCUGAAGAAGACAAUCAAGACAAUCAUGACUACAAAGAUCUAGUUCAUAGAAUGCAUCUUUUUCCAAGCAUAGGAAAUCAAGUUGUUAUUGUUCAGCCAUUUGUGAAAUGGGGACCCAAAAAAAAUGAAUUAACAACACCAGAUUUAAUGUUGGAAGAAGCAAAAGGCCUUAUUGAUUCUCUCCCUAAUUGGAAAUGUAUUGAUGCAGUGAAAAUUCCCGUAGAAUCGCUUGAAAAGAAAAAUGUUUUUGGUAGUGGCCAGUUCGAAAGUUUGCAAAAAAAAAUCGGUAAAAAUCCCAAUAUAUCGGCAGUUUUUGUCAAUGUUAAUCUUCUCCGAGGGAUUCAAAGAAAAGAGUUGACGACAGCCUUCAGAGUUCCCGUUUAUGACCGAUACUCAAUCGUGCUACAAAUCUUCAAAGAAAGGGCCAAAACGCGAGAAGCUAAACUACAAGUAGCUUUUGCUGAAAUACCAUAUUUGAGGUCUUGUUUAGUCGGACUCCAAAAAGGAACGAAAAGUGACGGGAGGGGAUACGGAACUUUAGUAGGAGAUGGGGAAUCAUAUUACGAGUCUAAGCUUCAUUUGCUAGAAAGGAGAGAGCUUAAAAUAAAAAAAGAAUUAGAAAAAAUGCAUAAAAAGCGUUCGCUUUUGAAAUAUGAAAGAAAGAAGAGAGAAUUCCCAGUUGUUGCAAUAGUAGGAUAUACCAAUUCGGGGAAAACUACCUUGAUUAAGUCUUUAACUGGUGAUUCUAACAUACAACCACGGAAUGCUCUUUUCGCUACUUUGGAUGUAACUGUUCACGGGUUUAAGUUACCUUGCAACUUAACGGUAUUACUGAUAGACACCGUAGGGUUUAUUUCCAAUAUACCCUUGAACUUGAUUGCUGCCUUUAAAGCUACACUUAAUGAUGCGAUCGAUGCUGAUAUGAUAAUACAUUUACAAGAUGCGAGUCAUCCCGAUAAAAGAAAUCAGAUCGCAACCGUUAAUGAUACGCUUAAGCAAUUAAACAUUGAUGCAGCUAAAAUCAUUCUUCAAGUAGAGAAUAAGAUCGAUAGCAUCAAAACGGAAAAUCCUCCCUCUUCAUGCUUACGAAUUAGCGCAAAACAUGGAACUGGAUUGGAUGAAUUGGUUGAACGAAUUCAGUCAAAGUUAUUAGACGUUACAAGUCGUAAGCUUUUAAGGUUUAUGGUGCCCAACGGGGGAACUGAAUAUAGCUGGUUGCAUAAAGAAGCUACUGUGGUUAACUAUUCUCAUCCUAAAGAUCCUCAGUAUCUAAUUCUUGAUGUUUUGGUGACACCAGCUAUUUUUGGGAAACUUCGUUCCAAUUACCCUAACAUUAGAAUGUUAAAUAAAUGAAAGAGUUUGUUUCACUUCCAGAUGGCUGUAUUUAGAAAAAUACACAGUGAUUAAGAA